UCUGUUCCGCCCCCAAACCCAAGGAAAACCAUCAUCAGCCGCUCUCUCUCUCUCUCGGCUCUCCACUUCGGCCUCCGCCUCGCUCCCACCCCAAAUUCCUCCACGGCUGGCGGCCUGAAGCCCUAGGCCACCGCCGGGACCCAAGAGCAAGCAUAUAGACGCUGCGAUCGGAAGCAGCAGUAGCCGCCGCCAUGCAGGGCUUCCCCGGCGGCGUCCCCGAUCCGCAGCAGCUCCAGGCCACCAUGCUCGCCAUCGAGCAGGCCUGCUCCCUCAUCCAGGUGCACAUGAAUCCGGCUGAAGCGGAAAAAGUUCUAAGUUCACUCCAUUCAUCUCUGAUGCCUUAUCAAGCAUGCAGAUUUAUUCUUGAGACAUCCCUAAUGCCAAAUGCGAGAUUCCAAGCUGCUGGAGCAAUUGGUGAUGCUGCAAUAAGGGAGUGGGGAAUUUUAACAGAUGACAACAAAAGAAGCCUAAUACUAUAUUGUUUGAACUACGUUAUGGAGCAUGCAGGUUCCCCUGAUGGCUACGUGCAAUCAAAAGUUUCUGCUGUGGCAGCUAGGUUACUAAAAAGAGGCUGGCUUGAGUUUCCGGAUCAAGAAAAAGGUGCUAUCUUCUUUGAGGUUGAACAGUCCAUCCGGGGCAUGCACGGGCCUAAUCGACAGUUUGCUGGGAUCAACUUCUUAGAAACCUUGGUUUCAGAGUUUUCCCCUUCAACUGCUUCUUCUAUGGGCCUGCCUAAGGAGUUCCAUGACCAAUGCCAAUUGUCACUUGAAGUGAAGUUUCUGAAGGACUUCUAUUGCUGGGCACAAGCUGCUGUAUUCAAUACCGCAGACAAAAUCUUGAAUUCAAAUGUAACUAUACCCGAGGAGAAAGCAUGUUCGGCGGCAUUGCGCCUCAUGCUUCAAAUUUUAAGCUGGAGCUUCAAGCCAACUUUGGAACAUGAGAAUUUAGAUGCCAAAAUAAAAUCUGGUUUGAGGAGCGAUGCCAUAAAUCUGAGGAAAUUCGAACGUUCAUUGGUGAAGCCAGGGUCUUUGUGGACUGAUAUUCUUAUAUCAAGUGCACAUACUAUCUGGGUUUUGAACUUCUAUACUACCCUGCGUCAGAAGUACUCGUAUGAUACACUAUGGGGUGAUUCUCCUAUUGCUGUCUCUUGCAGACAGCUCAUAGUGCAAUUAUGCUCCUUGGCAGGCGCUGUUUUUCCUAAUGAUAAUGGAGAUGCACAAAUUGAACACUUUAUGCACAUACUAUCCGCUGUUAUCUUGUGGAUUGAACCUCCGAAUGUCAUUGCGGAAUCAAUUCGAAAUGGAGGAAGUGAAAGUGAGUUCAUAGAUUCUUGCCAUGUCCUGCUUUCAGUGGCAUCUUUGACUAGUAGUUCACUUUUUGACAACCUCCUGAAAUCGAUAAGGCAAUAUGGCACAAUUAACCUGCUUUCUGCUUUGACAUCCGAAGCUGUCAAGUCUGUUCUGGAUAACCAGAAUGAAGAAGAAACAUGGGGUUCAGAUGCUCUAGAUAUAUUGUUAGAAACAUGGAAUGUUAUUCUGGGGGAAGCUUGUGCUGAUAAAAGUCCUAUGUCAGCUGAUGGAGCACUUGCAGCUUCAAAUUUGUUUAAGAUAAUUGUGGAGUCACAUUUGAAGGCUGCUGCUGAUUCUGCAUUUGAGGAUAGUGACGAUGCUGAAUACUUUCAUGUUUCUGUUUCAAAGCGUGAUGAGCAGUUGGCCUUGUAUGCUCUGAUUGCACGAGCAGCUGCUGACACCACCAUACCCUUUCUUGAGCAACUAUUUUCUGAGCGAUUUGCACGGCUAAGCCAGCAGAGAGAUGUCGAAAAUGAUCCCACUCGAACAUUGGAGGAGCUGUAUUGGCUGUUGCUGAUUACCAGUCAUGUCCUAACUGACUCAGGCGAAGGAGAAACACUGCUUAUUCCUGAAGCUUUGCAGGCGGGAUUCACCAAUGUAGUUGAAGUAGCUCAACAUCCUGUAGUUACGUUGUCAUGGUCUAUAAUAAAUUUUUCAAGGCAAUGUCUAGACCCAGGAAUUAGAGGGAGGUACUUCAGUCCCCGGCUCAUGGAGGCGGUGAUUUGGUUCCUGGCCAGAUGGGUUGCAACCUAUUUAGUACCGCUUGAUGUGAGUAGAGAAAUUGACAGUGUGGGUAGACAUGGAUCCCAGCAUUCUAGAAAAUUGCUAAACAGUUUUGCGUGGGACAAUAACCAAGGGGAGCUUGUUCUUGAUUUUGUUGCUCUCAUGUCAAUGGUGGCACUUACUACAUAUCAGGGCGAAAUUGAGCUGCAGACACUUACAUGCCAAAAACUACUUGCUUCAGUUGUUCGACGGAAACACACAUGUGCUUAUGUUGUUCAGUUGGACUCAUGGCGUGACCUUACAAGGGCUUUUGCAAGUGGGCGUUCUUUAUUUUCAUUGAGUGGACGUUUACAGAGAUCUCUAGCAGAAACACUUGCAUGUGCAGCUUCCUGCAUCAAAGAUCCCGAAGCAUCUGUGCAGUAUUUGAGAGACCUCAUGGGACCAGUCGCAGGAUGCCUAGUAGAAAAUGCUAGUAGGAGUGAUCUUAAAUCUGUUGCACAUCAACCAGAUGUUAUCUACAUGGUCUGUUGCCUAUUGGAACGGCUAAGAGGAGCUGCUAGAGCUACUCAGCCUCGCACUCAAAAGGUUCUGUUUGAGAUGGGUCAUACUGUGAUGAACUCACUCUUGACUCUUCUGGAGGUGUACAAAAAUCAGUCUGAAGUCGUAUACAUGAUACUCAAGUUCGUGGUUGACUUCAUUGAUGGUCAAGCUGUAUUCCUGGAUGGUAAGGAGACAUCAGUUUUGAUGAGCUUUUGCUUACAUCUGCUCCAGAUAUACUCCUCUCAUAAUAUUGGAAAGGUAAUGCUCUCGCUUUCUUCAACUCUGCGAAGUGAAUCACAAUCCGAAAAGUACAAGGAUCUGCGUGCUUUGCUUCGGCUUUUAACAAAUAUCUGCUCAAAGGAUUUGGUGGGUUUCUUAUCUGAUAGCAACAUUGAAGGCUCCCCAGAUAUUGCAGAGGUCAUCUAUGUUGGUCUUGAUAUUGUGACUCCCUUGAUAUCUUUGGAUCUUCUCAAGUACCCUAAACUAAGUCGUGAUUAUUUUGUACUUAUGUCACACUUGUUGGAAGUGUACCCUGAGAAGGUUGCUCACUUAAACAGGGAUGCCUUUGGAAGAAUUACUGGUAGUCUUGAAUUUGGCCUGCGUAAUCAGGAUGGCGAUGUUGUUGAGAGGUGCCUCACAGCAGUAAAUGCCCUUGCCUCGUACCAUUUCAAAGAAAGAUUUGGAGGCAGAGGAGGGCUUGGCUCGCAGGUUAUGGAAUCUGAAGGAUCGAAUGGCAAACUUCAGGAAAGCAUAUCAAGUCACUUCUUGAGGCUUCUCCUGCAACUACUUCUGUUUGAAGAUUUUAGAAUGGAACUAGCAGGUUCUGCUGCAGAUGCUUUGCUUCCUUUACUUUUUUGUGAACAGGAGUUAUAUCAGAGACUGGUCCAUGAGUUGCUUGAGAAAGAGCAGAAUCCGACUAUAAAAUCAAGGCUGGCACUUGCUUUCCAUAACCUGACAAGUUCAAACAAUCUCUCAAGCACCCUUGACCGGCCAAACAGGCAGAAAUUUCGGAAAAAUCUCCGGGUUUUCUUAGGCGAGGUCUCGGGCUUCAUGCAGAUAAAGUAGAUGGGGAGUGACAUGAAAGCAUUGAUGUCUGGUCGAUCCCCAGAAGUUUUUUCUCCAUUGUGGCAGAGUCCAUGUGUGGCGGAGCCAUGAGCAGGAAUUCUGGCGUUAGAGGUCGAAAACGCAUUCGCCGUUGUGUGUUGAAGGGAGUUCAAACAGAAAUGACAGGAACAUGUCGACGUGUUCCAGGAUCUGUGUCUGGCUGCAUUUGGCGGUGGAGAAUUGGACGCCCUGAGAUGAGAUCGUCGUGUAAAUUUAAUUGGGUCUAGAUGUAAUCAUACAGAGAAGGCGGACAUUUUUUUUAAACGGAGAAGGUGGUCAUUUUGUUGCGACUGCUCAGAUGGAACAGUUUUUUUCUCCCACGUGUAUGGGAGAUACAGCUUAGAAGAAGCGAUUCGGCACCUUGUGGUGCGUAACUUUUGCCCGUCGGGAAACGUGAGACACUGGGCCUGGGGCCUGCUUUUGCAAUGCUCGAUUUUUACUGGACUCCUGUGGGAACCAA
Triticum urartu is the source of this 4176-nucleotide messenger RNA. Its product is annotated as exportin-4 protein. NCBI's taxonomy places the organism in Eukaryota, Viridiplantae, Streptophyta, Magnoliopsida, Poales, Poaceae. The record is from RefSeq and is a predicted model, not a curated record. Gene Ontology annotation, molecular function: nuclear export signal receptor activity. Gene Ontology annotation, biological process: protein export from nucleus. Gene Ontology annotation, cellular component: cytoplasm; nuclear pore.